AUGGAAGGCUUUUUCCAUGCACUAUUUUUUCUCAUCAUUCUACUACAUGUGAUCUCCACCGCCCGGUGCACUGCCGCCGCCGCCGCCGCCGCCGCCGCCGGGAUCAAACAAGCUGCAUCUGACCGCGCCGCCCUCCUCUCCUUCAAGUCCCUCGUCGACGACGCUCCGUUCGGAGCGCUCUCCUCGUGGAACAACGGCUCUCUUCACUACUGCAGGUGGCGCGGUGUCUCCUGCGGCCGCCGCCAUCCCAACCGGGCCACGGCCCUAGACCUCAAGUCUCUCCGCCUAGCCGGUCUCAUAUCGCCCUCCGUAGCCAACCUCACAUUCAUCCAGACGAUCGACCUGUCCGACAACAUGCUAGACGGGAGCAUCCCGGAGGAGCUAGGAAGCCUACGCCGGCUGCGAUAUCUCAACCUGAGUGUGAAUUCUCUUAGCGGAACGAUCCCGUCUUCGCUCGGCAAUUGCUCUAAUCUUCGACUACUCAACUUGAGAGGUGAUAAUCUCAACGGCGAGAUCCCGCCAACUCUAUCACGUCUUUCCGAUCUUCAAGUGCUUCUCCUGAAUCAAAACAUGUUACAAGGGACAAUCCCAGAUUCACUUGGGAAUCUUUCUUCUCUACUCAUUCUUUCUUUAGACGAUAACAGCCUGUCAGGAGCCAUGCCUCCAUCCUUCGGUAGCCUUCUCUCCUUAGAGAGACUUGAAAUCCUAUUCACUAAUCUCACGGGAACCAUUCCGCCCACUCUCACAAAUCUCUCCGCUAUGAACACACUUGCGCUACGAAGAAACAACCUUCACGGUGAAAUUCCUCACUUUACAAAGCUUCCAUUCCUCUCUUACCUGGACUGCGGUUAUAAUCAUCUCUCUGGGACGAUCCCAAUCUCGCUUGGACGACUUUCAUCUCUCGAAUAUCUCCUUCUCGGGAUGAACAACUGA
This is a messenger RNA of Ananas comosus (pineapple), 933 nucleotides long. Its product is annotated as receptor kinase-like protein Xa21. The transcript has a single exon. The coding region runs from base 1 to 933 and encodes 310 amino acids. Gene Ontology annotation, molecular function: protein binding. The record is from RefSeq and is a predicted model, not a curated record. Lineage: Eukaryota; Viridiplantae; Streptophyta; Magnoliopsida; Poales; Bromeliaceae.